AUGCUCACAUAUGGGACGAGGGCCUGCGGAGAAAGGAGGGUGGCGGUGAGGGGUGGGGCGGAACUGGAGGUGCGACCCGCAGGGGAGCCGGGGUGGCGCCUCGCGCUCUCCCUUCCUCCCUCCCACCGCGAGGGGCAAGGGCGACGGCCCCCGGCGCGAGUCACGCGCCCCUCGUGCCCAAUCACCGGCCUCUGCCAGGAUGAGGCGGGCAGGCGGGGGCGCUCCGGGAGCCACCGCCGGCGCCGCCCCCACCGUCGUCCUCUGCCCCGCCCGCCUGCGGCAGAGCCGGGACCCUCCCCAGUCCCGCUCACCUGCCAGGGCCGCCGUCGCCGCCGCCACCGCGGGUUAAACCGCAGCCGCGCCCACACUUCCGGGGUCCGCCAGGCCCGCCCCCUACCGGAUGUGACCCCCUUGCAACGUCCGGCGCCCCAGUGGCGCGCGUGCUCGACCCACGACGCCGUUGGGCGCCCCGCCUUGCGCGCCUCUGAGUUACCACGACAUCGUGCCACACACACACGCUCGCGGCCUCCCGGGCCACAACCACGGGAGCGCCCACGAGACCCCUCCCGCGCGCGCCGCACGCCCUGGCCCCGCCUCCGCUGCUCAGCCCUGGACCUUGUCAUACUGGUUGAAUGGACAGACAAGUGACGUAAACAAGGAAGACAAGACAAGGAAGUUAAGAGUUCA
This is a messenger RNA of Pongo pygmaeus (Bornean orangutan), 687 nucleotides long. RefSeq names its product serine/arginine repetitive matrix protein 1-like. The record is from RefSeq and is a predicted model, not a curated record. The transcript has 2 exons. NCBI's taxonomy places the organism in Eukaryota, Metazoa, Chordata, Mammalia, Primates, Hominidae. Bases 1 to 648 code for a protein of 215 amino acids.